AGGAAGAGGAAGGGGGAGAAAGACAAGACGAAGGACACAGAGAGACCGACAGAUGGAAGAGAAGCAUGCAGCAGCAGAGAGGAGGAGGAGGAGGAGGAGGAGGAGGAGGAGAAACAAAGCGUGUUGACUGAGGAAGUGUGCAUGCCAUGCGGGCCAUGUGCUCAGAUCCAGGAGCGCUGCGCUCGAGGAAGGUGGCUGCAAACCGGGGCUGCUUUUUCUUCUCCAAUGCGCUGCGCUGCGCUGCGCAACACCAAACAACAACAGCCUGAACUCUUCGUGAUGAUGAUGAUGAUGAUGAUCAGUGAAAAGAUGAGGAGUGCGAUGGAGAGAGGCUACCGUCCUGCUGGUUGGCUGAUUCGGCACAGAUUUCUCCAGAAGCACCACCAUGUGUUCCCAUUUCCGAGGAAAGAUGGACCGUCUACAGAAGUGUCUUCUCCACCCAGGCGUGACCGCGCCGCGCCGGCCGGCCUUCACGGUUCGCGUCCCUGUGGCUGCUGUCAGUUGCUCAGUAGGCAGUGUAGAUCCUGUGUAGCAAUCAGCAGCUACAUCUGGCUACUGGGUCUCCGACGGCUCGGCCUACUUCCCGGUCGAGCGUGCCCGUCCUGCUCCCCCCAUUGGCUGGUGGCACAUUCCAAUCCUCCGAUUGGCUGCGAUGUCAAGGGGAGGGGGGGGUCGCUCCAUCCUGUGACCCCACAGACAGGAUGUUCUCUGUGUCACAACUCCACAAGGGGCCCUUGUCAAGGCUUUUUGUGUUGGUUUUUUUUCACUCCUUCCUCUUCCGCCAUUCUUUUAAUUCUCCCUGUUUCUGCCUCUCUCUCCCUCCUCAUGCUCUCUGAGCUCCUCUUUGUACGAAACGUCCUUGGUGAAAGCUAUCAAAGUUAAAUGUGAUUUUGCCAAAUGAAAAGCAUUACUUGAUGCAUGUUUUAAAAGCUAGUUGAGAUGAAGAGAUGCACCUUUGCUUUGUCCUGAACCUGGCAUACAAUGUAGAUUUCUGUGUGGUUCAAUUCUACAGCUACAUUGUCUGCUGGGUUUCUGGCUAGCAAUAUAAGCAGCAGUUAUAUAACCGCUCCGGUGCUCAGAAACAGGUAAGUAUUCAUAAAUUCUGCCUCAAAUGCCUGACCCUGACAAUUCAAUAAAUAUUCCACAUUAA
Messenger RNA from Sebastes umbrosus (honeycomb rockfish), 1150 nucleotides. RefSeq lists its product as uncharacterized. Lineage: Eukaryota; Metazoa; Chordata; Actinopteri; Perciformes; Sebastidae. The coding region runs from base 142 to 882 and encodes 246 amino acids. The record is from RefSeq and is a predicted model, not a curated record. The transcript has 5 exons.